This is a messenger RNA of Colletotrichum siamense, 888 nucleotides long. RefSeq lists its product as uncharacterized. Bases 1 to 888 code for a protein of 295 amino acids. The transcript is spliced from 2 exons. NCBI's taxonomy places the organism in Eukaryota, Fungi, Ascomycota, Sordariomycetes, Glomerellales, Glomerellaceae. The record is from RefSeq and is a predicted model, not a curated record.
AUGCGCUCCCAAUCGCUUGUCGUCGCCGCUCUGGCCGCCUCCGUCUCGGCCCACGGCCUCGUUGUGUCCAUGGAUGGCGCCAACGGUGUCACCAUGCCCGGUCUGUCCGUCGCCGACGGCACUCCCCGUGACUGCUCUUCCAACGGCUGCGGCUCCCAGGCCGAUACCGCCAUCAUCCGCGACCGCGAGAUCUCCUCCGGCGAGGUCGGCCCUCUUGGUCGCACUCAGGGUAACGGCCCCAUCUCCGCCGAGGUCAUGAUCAACAACUUCAUGGGUGGCGCCGCCGCCCCCAAGAACAACGGUGCCGCCUCCGGAACCGGUGUCGAGGACAACAUCCCCAACAACGCCGCCAAGCGCGCCGAGCUGCACGUCCGCCAGGGUCUCGCCGGCCUCUUCGGUGGUGGUGGCAAGAACAAGGGCAACAAGCAGAACGGUCCCCCCGAGGCUCGCGUCGCCGCUACCGCCGGUAUGGGUGCUGCCCAGGGCAUGCCCACUUGCGCUGAUGACGGUACCAUCACCAUGACCUUCCGCCAGAUCAACCAGGACGGCGCCGGCCCCCUGACCGCCGAUGUCGACGGUACCUCCGGAGGUACCCAGGAGUCUGCUUUCCAGAGCGCUCAGGUCACCCAGGACGUUCCGGGACUCGGCAUCCAGGGUCUGUCCCUCGCCACCAACACCGACUUCCCCGUCAAGGUCCAGAUGCCCGCUGGCAUGACCUGCGACGGCAAGGUCGGCAUGGCCUCUGGCGUCUGCGUUGCCCGUGUCCGCAACGGCGCUGCCGCCGGCCCCUUCGGUGGCUCUGUUGCCUUCACCCAGACCGCCGCCGGCCGCAAGCGCGCCAUCGCCUACCGCAUCAAGAAGCGCAUGGAGCUCAACAACCGCGCAUAA